AUGGACAACACCCUGCUCCGUAACCUCUUCUGGUCCUUCCUGGACCUGCUCAAACCCGAAUUCCUCCAGAAACGCAAAGCCCCCUCCGGCCCACGCACAGGCAGCAAAACCGCCUGGCUCGACGGCCUGCGCGGCGGCGCUGCACUGAUGGUCUGCUUCAUGCAUCUAACAGUCUACACGCACCAGGACCUGGAACUCUGCUACGGGGCCAAAGUCAGUGAAUCCGAAUACAACACGAGUCCUGCCGCGCUGCCGAUUAUAAGAUUACCAUUUACUGGAGGCCAUUAUUCCGUGGUGCUGUUUUUCUGUAUCUCCGGGUAUGUGAUUCCCAGACGGCUGGUCGGGAUGCUGCACCAGGGACGAAGGGAGGAGUUUGUGGAGAGCAUGAACUCGGCCAUGUUUCGACGGCCGUUGAGGUUGUUUUUGCCGGUCGUCUGGAGCACGCUGAUUCUGUGGAUGAUUUGGCAUACGACUGGUGUUGUGGUGCCGUUCCCGCCGCACCAGAGCAACGGCUUCAGGGAGUUCUUUGCUUGGAUCGUGGAUAUGGGGAAGUUUGUGUACUUUUUCCGUGUGGGACUGCUCUUCUCGUGGUACAACUUCCAUACCUGGACGAUUCCGGUAGAAUUUCGAGGGUCCAUGUUCAUCUUUGUGUGGCUGUUCGUCAUGCAUAGUCUCCCCACGAAACGACGAGUGCUGCUCACGGGAGGCAUGGUGCUCUACCUUGCUCUGCUAUCACCCGGUGCCUGGUAUGCCUGCUUCUUCUGGGGCAUGUUCGUCAGCGAACUCGACAUCCUUCGCGACGAAGGCAGCUCAAUCCAAUUCUUCUGGGACGGAGCCUUCAAAUGGCUGCGAGAGCGCAAGGAACUUCGCAUGGUUUUCUACCACUUCGUCUUCUUCUGCGGCUUGUACCUCGCCUCACAACCAUCGUCAGAUCAGAUGGGCAAGGAAGAAGUCAUGGCCAAUUGCCCUGGAUGGAAGACUCUGCGCUUGCUAAUCCCCCCAGCUUACGACGACAACACGAACCAAACGUACCGAUGGUACUACCUCUUCUGGGCCGCGGCCUUCACCCUCGUUUCAGUCAAGGAGAUUCCCUGGCUGCGAUGGAUCUUCGAGAGUAGUCCCGCACAAUACCUCGGCCGCCACUCCUUCGCCCUCUACCUAAUCCACGGCCCCAUGAUCGGCCUCCUGUCCGAACGCCUCUUCUUCCUCACCGGAACAAAAGGCCACAACGUCACCCCCGAAGCCAUCCAGAAAUUCGGCCACUUGCAAGACCUCUGGAAAAACGCCGCCUGGUGGCCGCUUCCGGAAGGAGGCCCCAAAGCCCUCGAGCCGAACUUCUUGGCCUGCGUGGCGAUUAGCAUCCCGGUCAUGUUGUAUGUGGCGGAGAUUGGGACCAAGGCGUUCGAUACGCCGAGUGUAAGGGUGUCGAAUUGGGCUUGGGCCAAGUUUAAGGCGAUGAGGUAG
This is a messenger RNA of Zasmidium cellare ATCC 36951, 1464 nucleotides long. RefSeq lists its product as uncharacterized. Gene Ontology annotation, molecular function: acyltransferase activity, transferring groups other than amino-acyl groups. The record is from RefSeq and is a predicted model, not a curated record. Gene Ontology annotation, cellular component: membrane. NCBI's taxonomy places the organism in Eukaryota, Fungi, Ascomycota, Dothideomycetes, Mycosphaerellales, Mycosphaerellaceae. The coding region runs from base 1 to 1464 and encodes 487 amino acids. The transcript has 2 exons. Gene Ontology annotation, biological process: polysaccharide biosynthetic process.